Molecule: messenger RNA, 2295 nt
Organism: Clonostachys byssicola
Lineage: Eukaryota; Fungi; Ascomycota; Sordariomycetes; Hypocreales; Bionectriaceae
Source: the annotation of a GenBank genome assembly
AUGGGACUCACCCACGACCAACCAUCACCGGAAGCUGCCGUGAUCGGCACCAGACAACUCCCCCGUCCCAAUCGCCAAAGAGCCUCCGUCGCGUGUCUUCACUGCCGCAACCGAAAGAUACGAUGCGAUGUCUCUCGUCGAGGUUACCCCUGCGCCAACUGUCGCCUUGACGAUACGGAGUGUGAGGUUGUGGGCCGCUCAUCAUCUAGGGCAUCGAAGCGACGAAAAGAUAGCUUGGUUACUUCAUUGGACGAGGAUCCUCCAACAGCUGACACGCCCUCUACUAACUAUCCCACGGACGCUCUCAAUGCUAUGCCGAUUAUUUGGGAAUCCUCUUCCCCGACAGAGACCUUAGCACGCGACGAAACGGCAACUCUAAUCGAUGUUUUACCAUCAUGCGAGGCGAAUAUGCAAGAUUUGGGGGCCCUCCCGAGGAGUGUGGUAUCAUCUGCGGCGAUGGCAACCACAACACAAUUUCGACGUCCGAGUGAUGCGCGGAGGAAAGAAGGGCGCAGUGAUGUGUUAUAUACGUAUCAUCCAUUCCUCAGCCGUAAUGACCUGUCUCAUCUCUCCCCCAGAGAUUUAAAUCUCCUAGAAUCGCAGUCCUGUCUGCGGGUGCCAACUCGUCCGAUCCUCCACGAGUUCAUCCGGCAAUAUUUCUUAUAUAUCCACCCUCUUCUGCCCAUGAUGGAUGAGGCUCGCUUUUGGAGAAUUUAUAGAGGGGAGGAUGGCCCAAAAGAGUAUAUUUCUCUUUUGCUCAUCCAAGCGAUGCUCUUUGUUUCAUGCAACUAUGUAUCACCUGAAAUGGUCCAGUCCUUGGGCUUCUCUUCAAACAGAUCUGCCCGAGCAGAAUUCUACCGGCGGGCGAAGAUCUUAUACGAUAUGAAUUCCGAACUGUCUUCGUUUACAAUUAGCCAGGCCGCCUUACUCCUGACCUCCUGGACGCCGCCCGCGAAUCCAAGAGGUAUGAAGCCCAACACUCAGUGGCUCUCCAUAGCGAUAGAGCAUGCUAGAGCCGAGGGGGCACAUCUCUACGGACAGCAACGGGGUCUAAGCUCUGAGGGCUCUAGCGCACAUCAAGCCCUGGCGAAAAGGAUAUGGUGGUGUUGUAUCAUUCGCGACCGGAUUCUAUCUCUUGGUGUGCGGCGAAGGAUUCAAAUUGACCGCGAAAGUUUCGACUUCGACUCGAACAGGCGCCUAAACCAUUCCGACCUAGCUGGUGAAGUAGACGGAUCAGGAGUCUACUGCAAGAAAGCCAAGAUUUCAUUGAUACGAAUCCUGCUGCGAAUCGUAGACCUCUGCGUCUCGCUGACGGAUCUACUCAACCUCGCCCACCGCCUUGAAUUCUCAAGAGGUGGAGACAGCGAACAAUGGCUUCCCUAUCUGCAGCAGGUCAGGACAGUGAAGGAAGCCCUGAGAACUUGGCACGAAGUGACAAAGUCUGAGUUUUCCUGCUCCCUGGAGCAACUGAGAAGCGCCAGCAAGUAUGAUGAACAAUGCAAGGCCGUGGCAGUUCAACUUCAUGUGAUGUACAUGUAUUAUCACUCUGCAGGAAUAGCAUUAGCCCAUUACGAGAUACUACUCACUACAAUGGUGAUUCCUACCGGCACACCAUAUACCAUGCUUAGGCCUUCAUAUCUUUCCAAGCUAUUUUGCGAGCUCCAAGAUGCAUCUGAGGAUCUCUCCGACUGUCUUGAUGGCCUUCUAAAAGAGGAUCUAAUACCAUUACUUCCUAUUAGCACUCUGGAUCUCUACACCACACAUGACGACUCCUAUACUGCUAAGGUAUUGAGAAAGGGUCGCCUUGAUGCCCUGACUGAAGCAAUGAACAAGUUUGAGCAGACAUACGAUGGCGUCGAGUGGGUGAAGAGCAUCCUUAGACAAGUAAUCGAUCUUGGUGAGUCUCGCCUUAGCGAAGCUACCAAAGAUCGAGAGUGGAGAAGGAAUCUUUCAUCAUCACCAGCCCCGUAUUUGCGCAUAGCAUUCACUAUCGAAUUCAGUCUCAGCCGAAGUUAUUUGUUUCAGGAGGCGGAUGCUCCAGCAUAUUUAAAGACCGUCUUCAAGGACACGAACCCCAUCAUGGGCCGCUCUGAAUCGACAUGGAUGCUCCAACCUAACUUUGGUAUGCGUGAUACAGCGGAGGCUUUAGAUGAGGAUUGGGAGAAGCUUUUGCAACUACAGAGCACGGCAGAGGACUCUGCCCUUGGAUCAGAAUCUACCAAUACGAGUGUUGUCACUCCUAUGGACGGUUAUCUUGACUUUUUCGACUUGGCCGUAGGAGAAGGUACUCUUUGA